Molecule: messenger RNA, 10648 nt
Organism: Oncorhynchus keta (chum salmon)
Lineage: Eukaryota; Metazoa; Chordata; Actinopteri; Salmoniformes; Salmonidae
Product: kelch domain-containing protein 8B
Exons: 9
Coding region: 2401-3480 (359 amino acids)
Molecular function (GO): protein binding
Source: RefSeq, a predicted model, not a curated record
ACAAUAAUAUAAAGAAAAGUACAUGUUGAAGAGGGCCAACAAAUGUGUUAUAUAUUAAUUAACUCGAGAGCGCCUUUCAGAUACUGUUGCGCACGAAGUUGGGAGGAGGGCAGAGCGAGCGAUAGUGAGCCAAUGGAAAGGCGCCCAAGACUUGCUCACUGUCGGCUUUGCUGAAGACUAAAACGGGAACAAUAUUUCUGUCAGGCGCAUACUGUCUUCUUCCAGUGUGGAGUCCAGAGGACUCACCAUCUCAGUGACUGGGUUUAUAUCCUUGCAGUCGAACACGGGUUGAAGCUACGAACCCAUAGGCUUGGGCCUGUCAUUGCGGAUGUAAGCAAUGUUUCCACGCACUCUGGCAGCUUUCAUGGCUGGGAUCAGUUCUUUCCUCUUCUGGCGCACAGCUUCAGGAUAGUCCUCAUUGAGGAGUAAGAGCUUAGGUAAGCUCCUCCAGGACCUUUUCUGCCACAACACAACUCCCCGCUUCUCCUCCAAUCACCCCUGGACACCUACCACUGAGGAAGAGCUUCGGGAGACUACCGGGAGAGUCAGAUUCCUGCCCCUGGAAUACCAACGAGUGUGCAUCCUUUUACACUUUUCAUCCUUCAUUUCAAAUCCACCUACUCUGAUAACGAGGGGGGGCGUUUGCUAGCAUCUCUGGCCUCUUGGAAUCGAUCCUGUGGGAACUGUUCUAGUUUUGAGCCUGCAUUCCUUCAGCUGACUCGGCCCAUCUGGUGUGUUUCUAUUGAACACUUUCAGGCUUAACACAUACAUCUAGUACUCUGCUGCAGGGAUACAUUGGUACAUUGUAACCUAACAACAAGCCCAAUCAGAAGAGGUAAAGAGGAGCGGCCCAUCUUGGAGUGUGCCCACUGGGCACAGAUGUCAAUUCAAUGUCUUUUCCACGUUGGUUCAACCUAAUUUCAUUGGAAUGAUGUGGAAGCAACAUUAAUUCAACCAGUGUGUGCCCAGUGGGUGGUGUGUUAGAGCUAGUGGAAGAUACACCUGUGGACUUAUAAGAGGCUCUGCAGAAGAAGACCUGAUCCUUCCUGAACUAUAAAAACACAGGGUCUCUCUGAAGAGAUAUCUGUCCAUCUUUUCUCUCUGGGUGGAGAAACCCCUUCCUGCACUCAGCCAGCGUCACACCUCCGGGCCUCUAACGAUUGCUCUACAUCUCCCCAUAUCUGUCUGUUUUCUCUCAAUCUUUCUUUUUCACCUGUCUACUUCACUUUGCCCUCUCUCAAUUUCUCUCCUCCUCCCCAUUCAUUCUCUUUUUUCUCCUUUUCCACAACACCCAUUUCUGUCACAUGCUCUCUCUGUUUUCAUAAUUAACGAUGCUUCUGUACCAAUUAGACAUUCAGUCGGUGCGACCCGAACCCUGAGAGCCCCAGUGGAAGCAGGGACCUUUGGUGUACUGCUGGUGUGUGGAUCGUGCUGUCCUAGACCUCCACCCCCCAGUACCCCCUGUCAUUGGCCUUGGCUGUGAAUGUCACGGCGCCGGCUGCCCACGGCUGAAUCGUCCACAGGGUCACAGGGCUGGCUCUUUUAUUUUCCACAGGCCAGGAAUCUCUGUGGGAGCCUCACUGUGUCUCAGGGGAACAAAAGUUACUCCUCAGCCCCAGUUGGGCCCUGACAGCUGCCUUCUGGAAUUUAGUGUUUUGGUCUAAUUAGAAACGUUCUGUCUAACCUCAAGAGCUUAUUCCUAUUAUAUUUGGAGUGAGUUUUCAUUUGAAGCCUUUGUUCGGUUUUGGUUUUUACCCUCUUCACCAGAUUCAAAUAACAGCUGAAGCUCAGGAUAAUUGCCUCUGGCUGAGAAUGUGAAUGCAGGUUCCUUCCAAGUCAUUGCAGUGGAUUAUCAUGAAUUGUCAUUACCGUGAAGGUCACACCCUGUAGGUUUUUCUCCUUCGUUUUUUGAUCCAGCUCCAUCUUCCACUUGACGCUAACACUUCACAGGGAUUGUGCAUAAAGCCGGGCACACCUUUUGCGUGUGUUCGCUAUAGGAAGCCUUCAAAAAACCUUGUUUUAGUGUAUUCCUCUCUAGAGAGCAGCGCACAGUUGCACAACAAUCAGCUGCGGUGAUUUUUUAACCAAAAUAAAGGCCCUUGAAUGGAGUAAAAUGAGAAAUAAUGGGCAGAUGGCAACCUUGCUUUAAAACAUCAACAAAUUCAUUAAUACAACAUUGGGUGGUAGAGGCAUUUGGCAAAGUGCUGAAGUAGCCUCUCCCCCCCUCUCUCUUUCUCUGUCACGUUCCCUCUCUCACUAGAGACAGGGGAUCAGGUAGCAGAGCAGAAAGACCGGAGGUUGAUCCGCAGUGCCCCUGCUUCUCUGUUUGUUGUGUUUUUGUUUGUCCCCCCACCCGUCCGUGCAUGUAAUGACCCAUCACCUUCGUCAGCCUCAGGAGAGAUGCCUGUACUUGAGAUGGCAGUGAGCCUAGUCAAGUCCCUGUACUGGGAGGUGUUCCCCCCCAUGUCCACGUGCAGGGUCUACUGCACCCCUGUGUUCCAUGACGGCCUGCUCUAUGUGCUCGGGGGCUGCAGUGAGACAGGCCUGCCUCUAGACACUGCCGAGGUGCUGGACAUAGAGAGCCAGACAUGGACCCAGUUACCUCCACUUCCUACAGCCCGUGCGGGGGCAUCAGCGGUGGCCCUGGGGGGUCAGGUGAUGGUAAUGGGGGGCAUGGAUGGCCAGCAGAGCCCCCUGUCCUCCGUGGAGGUCUACAACCCUGACGAGGGCAAGUGGGAGAGGAAGGCCAGCCUAGGACAACCCUCCAUGGGCAUCACCUCAUUAGAGAAAGAUGGGAAGGUAUAUGCGCUUGGAGGGAUGGCAGCUGACACGACGCCCCAGGCUCUGGUGAGGGUUUAUGAGCCGGAAAAGGACCAAUGGCAGCCCCUGACCUCUAUGCCCACGCCCCGCUAUGGAGCCGCCUCUUUCCUGAGAGGCAACAAGAUCUACGUGCUGGGUGGGCGUCAGGGCAAGCUUCCUGUCACAGCCUUCGAGGCCUUUGACCUGGAAAUGAAGAGCUGGACGCAUUACCCCUGCAUCCCCAGCCGCCGGGCCUUCGCCUGCUGUGCUGCUACCGACCGGGGCUUCUUCAGCCUGGGAGGGCUCCAGCAGCCUGGCCCCCACAACUUCUACUCCAGACCACACUUCGUCAGCACAGUGGAGGAGUAUGACCCAGAACAGGGUAUCUGGAUCAAACCAACCCGAACCUCCAGGAUGAGGGUUAAGAGAGCAGACUUUGUGGCCGGAUGUCUCGGUGGAAGGGUCAUCGUUGCUGGUGGACUAGGUAACCAGCCGUCGCCCCUAUCGUCGGUUGAGAGCUACAAUCCUGUGAAGCGGAGUUGGGAGUACGCUGCCCCCAUGCCCAGUCCUCGCUGCUCCUGUUCACCCCUGCAGACCCCCAACAUGCUGUUUCUCAUUGGGGGCGUGGCCCAGGGACCCAGCAACGCCGUGGAGGCUCUUUGUCUCAGAGAGACUGUGUGACACGUACACAGAGACAGACGAAGGACUCAAUGCAAGCAAAUUCAAUGUGUGCAGGUGAUGGACACUCAUACAGACUUUGUUUUUGCCUUUGAACCUUGCAGUUGGUGGGCAGGAUCAAGGACAGUGACCCUGACACCUGUUUCUUUCAAUGGAGAAACAAAUACUUUUCUACAUCUUUAGAGGCAUAAGACGAGUCAAAUAAAUAAGCAAAAAACAACACCACAGACGCAUACACACGCUACACAAAAGACGCCUUUGAACAGUACAGCAUUUUUCUGGAAAAAAGCAGGGUACUUUUCUGGAAACUAAAGGAACUACGGGCCAUAUCUGUUUCACUACAACAGUCAGGCUGCAUUGGCUUGUUAAAACACUUUUCUAUCACCUUAAAGUAGAUAGGAUAAAGUAGGAUAUAACAUUGGGGUAUUUGUCUGUGUUUUGGUACCUUCACAGCCAGGUGUGUGUGAAUAUAGCACAGCUAUACACAUGAUGUUUAAAUCCCACACACCAUGAAUACCACCUCUAGAAUGGCCAGGCCAAUCCCUGCACUGUAGCAUCCAGAGACAAGAGUGCUUUGGCACUAAGCAACAUUUCCCUUUUUAAUAGAAAAAUAUACGUAUAUAUUUUACCUCGAGCUUUGCAAUGAACGACAGAUGAAAGGAACAGAAGGCAGGACAAAGUGCAUGUUCAGAAAGUGUGUUUAUUUCAGAUAAUCCUUCGGUGGUGGCUUAAAAAGAGAGCAACGGAAAGAGAGAGCGAAAGAGAGAGAAAUUGGGAAGUGUGUUUUUAAAUAGAAAAUCGUAAAUGGAAACUUCACCGCUAGACAAUAUUUGGGAACUGGAAAAACACCCCUGCAUAAUUAUGAGUGAUGAGGUGUUUCAGACAUAAUUAUGAGUGAUGAGAGGUGUUUCAGACAUAAUUAUGAGUGAUGAGAGGUGUUUCAGACAUAAUUAUGAGUGAUGAGGUGUUUCAGACAUAAUUAUGAGUGAUGAGGUGUUUCAGACAUAAUUAUGAGUGAUGAGGUGUUUCAGACAUAAUUAUGAGUGAUGAGAGGUGUUUCAGACAUAAUUGAGUGAUGAGGUGUUUCAGACAUAAUUAUGAGUGAUGAGGUGUUUCAGACAUAAUUAUGAGUGAUGAGAGGUGUUUCAGACAUAAUUAUGAGUGAUGAGGUGUUUCAGACAUAAUUAUGAGUGAUGAGAGGUGUUUCAGACAUAAUUAUGAGUGAUGAGAGGUGUUUCAGACAUAAUUAUGAGUGAUGAGGUGUUUCAGACAUAAUUAUGAGUGAUGAGGUGUUUCAGACAUAAUUAUGAGUGAUGAGGUGUUUCAGACAUAAUUAUGAGUGAUGAGGUGUUUCAGACAUAAUUGAGUGAUGAGGUGUUUCAGACAUAAUUAUGAGUGAUGAGAGGUGUUUCAGACAUAAUUGAGUGAUGAGGUGUUUCAGACAUAAUUAUGAGUGAUGAGGUGUUUCAGACAUAAUUAUGAGUGAUGAGAGGUGUUUCAGACAUAAUUAUGAGUGAUGAGAGGUGUUUCAGACAUAAUUAUGAGUGAUGAGGUGUUUCAGACAUAAUUAUGAGUGAUGAGAGGUGUUUCAGACAUAAUUAUGCACCAUAGCAGUAUUUUGUUUUAUUUGACUACUGUCUGAUCUAAAAAUGAACGGAGUCAUGUUUUGUAGCAAUUAUUGUGGCCUUUGUGUUUUGCUAAUUACACAUACAUGCUAGCAGCGAGUAGAUAUGGUUGGCCUUGUUCAAUAGAGCCAUUGGACUGGUCUCAACGAUGUUCCUAUCUGCCACGACAUUGCAGGAUACCUCGGCUGACUAAUUUUCCCUGGCUUUGUAAAGACUACAGCCUGACAGGAGCCCUACUUUGCUUUUCAAAAUGGCACCGGUACUAGUUUCUACACGUUAAUGGGAGCUAUGUUACCAUGCACUGUCUAUCCACGAUGGCUAAAUAAUUACAAUGGCUGCUUCUGAAAAUUCCGCUUUCCAAGAAGAGCUUGACGACGAAAGUUUUGACGUUCUUUUACAUACUAACACAGGGACAUACUGCCCUAUUCAUUUGAGCCGGAAUACACUGAAGUCGAGUUGAGACAGCGAGAACAAGAAUUGCGAGACCAGCAAGCAACGAUGGGGAGCCACGGUCAGACUCCGACUGGUGGCACCUAUGCGGGUGCUGUCCAGCCAUGCCAGCAGAAGAGGAAUGUCUGUGCUGCAACAAAUUCUCUUGCUGGAGGAGGUCACUGCAGAGUCCAUGGAUCAUGUGUAUGUGACAGACCAUUGAAGGUUCGACUCACAUGGGUUUUGGUGUGUCUGAGACGUUCCUCAGAAACUUCAAGAUCAACUGGCGGAGGCAGCCUAGACCAGCUGGACCGGGAGGGCAAAUGACAAACAAGUAAGUUAUUUUGCUGUCGGUAUCUAGCUAAGUUAUCUUUUCACAUGAGGCAGUAUUUUUCAGUACAGUAUAAUUUUGUGAUCGUUGUCCCGCACAGUAUAUUUUUGUGAUCGAUUCGGCCAUAACAGGGCUUACUAAUACCACAAGCCAAGUUAAGCUAACUAGCUCUGUUUGCUAUACCCAAAAUGUACUGUAGCCUAAUGUAGCUAGCUAAUGUGCGCCUGUGAGAUGGGAAAUAUUCUGCAUCGUGCUGCUUCAGUAGGAAUACAGACAGUACACAACAAUUGCCCAUGAAAGUCUAAUAGCGUUUUUGUCAUUCUCUUACAGACAAUACCUCUUGGUGGCCUACAUAUUAUUCUGGGAGUUUGUUCUACAUGGGAGAAGCUAGGCAGAGGGCACUGAAUCCCCUUGCCUGCAUGUGUUGUUGGAGCUAUAUUAGCAAUUUAUCCCUCACACAGCGGACAGUAUGUUAGAUACACUCUCCUCUUGAGUCAGCAACUUAUUUGUAAGGUCCAUAACAACAAUCUCCCCUUGUAUCAAAGUGAACACCUCACUGCAUCUCCCAAACAGGCCAUAUGCAAGUAUUCCCAUUGUAGAACUGUAGUAUUUAUUAUAGGUGUUAGUAGUAUAUUUUUCGUCUACUGUAUAAAUGUCAUACAGUACAUUGCCAUAACUGUUCCUGCAUACUGCUGUGUAAACUCACCUUGGUCUCCAGAGCAAUUAAACUUUGUCUGGAAUUAAAGCCAUGUCUACUUAUUUGCCACAUUGACAGACUAUUCUAUUGUUUUAUUAAAACAUGUUUAAUUCUAAACAAAUUAUAGUUGAAAUGAUGCAGCAACUCCCUGCAUACUUUUUUUUAGCAGUGAGAUUAUAGCUAGUUACUUCCAAAUACAUGGAAUGAAUAUCAUAAUGAAUUGAUCCAGAAGUCUUACAAUUUAUUGGUUUCUGAUGCAGCUGGAAUUAUUUAGUCACUUGUCAGUACUCAUGUAAAAAAGAUUAUAUAAAACAUUUGAUCAAAAGGGUCCCUUUUUCAGGACCCUGUCUUUCAAAGAUAAUUUGUAAAAAUCAGAAUAACUUCACAGAUCUUCAUUGUAAAGGGUUUAAACACUGUUUCCCAUGCUUGUUCAAUGAAGCAUAAACAAUUAAUGAACAUGCACCUAUGGAAUAGUCGUUAAGACACUAACAGCUUACAGACGGUAGGCAAUUAAGGUCACAGUUAUGAAAAUUGAAAACUUAGGACACUAAAGAGGCCUUUCUACUGGCCUUUCCUGAAAAACACCAAAAGAAAGAUGCCCGGGGUCCCUGCUCAUCUGUGUGAACGUGCCUUAGGCAUGCUGCAAGGAGGCUUGAAGACUGCAGAUGUGGCCGGGGCAAUAAAUUGCAAUGUCCCUACUGUGAGAAGCCUAAGACAGCGCUACAGGGAGACAGGACGGACAGCUGAUCAUCCUCGCAGUGGCAGACCACGUGUAACAACACCUGCACAGGAUCGGUACAUCCGAAUAUCACACCUGCGGGACAGGUACAGGAUGGUGGCAGGUAGCCUAGUGGUUAGAGUGUUGGGCCAGUAACCGAAAGGUUUCUAGAUCAAAUCCCCAAGCUGACAAGGUAAAACAAAAUCUGUCGUUCUGCCCCUAAACAAGGCAGUUAACCCACUGUUCCUAGGCCUUCAUUGUAAAUAAGAAUUUGUUCUUAACGGACUUGCCUAGGUAAAAAAUGUUAAAUAAAAAAUGGCAACAACUACCUGAGUUAUUCCAGGAACGUGCAAUCCCUCCAUAGGUGCUCAGACUGUCCGCAAUUGGCUAAGAGAGGCUGGAUUGAGGGCUUGUAGGCCCGUUGUAUGUCCUCACCAGACAUCAACCCCAGACAGGACUGGCAAAAAGUGCUCUUCGCUGACGAGUCGCAAUUUUGUCUCACCGGGGAUGAUUUUCGGAUGUGCGUUUAUCGUCGAAGGAAUGAGCGUUACACCCGAGCCUGUACUCUGGAGCGGGAUCAAUUUGGAGGUGGAGGUUCCGUCAUGGUCUGGGGCGGUGUGUCACAGCAUCAUUGGACUGAGCUUGCUGUCAUUGCAGGCAAUAUCAACGCUGUGAGUUACAGGGAAGACAUCCUCCUUCCUCAUGUGGAACCCUUCCUGCAGGCUCAUCCUGACAUGACCCUCCAGCAUGACAAUGCCACCAGCUAUACUGCUCGUUCUGUGUGUGAUUUCCUGCAAGACAGGAAUGUCAGGGUUCUUCCAUGGCCAGCGAAGAGCCCGGAUCUCAAUCCCAUUGAGCAUGUCUGGGACCUGUUGGAUUGGAGGGUGAGGGCCAUUCCCCCCCAGAAAUGUCCGGUAACUUGCAGGUGCCUUGGUGGAAGAGUGGGGUAACAUCACACAGCAAGAACUGGCAAAUCUGGUGCAGUCCAUGAGGAGGAGAUGCACUGCAGUACUUAAUGCAGCUGGUGGCCACACCAGAUACUGACUGUUACUUUUGAUUGUGACCCCCCUUUGUUCAGGGACACAUUUUUCAAUUUCUGUUAGUCCCAUGUCUGUGGAACUUGUUCAGUUUCUCUCAGUUGUUGAAUCUUGUCAUGUUCAUACAUAUAUUUACACAUGUUAAGUUGUUGAAAAUAAACACAGUUAGUGAGGGGAUUUUUCUUUUUUUGCUGAGUUUAUCUACUGUACAAGAGCUAGCGAUAUCUAUAUCACAAUGCAGUUGUGAGCAUACUAGGCAUUCUAUAUUAUACUCAACAUCACUCUAACUGAAUAUGGAUGUUGUGUUGGUUGAAUGUUCCAGGCAGGGUCCUGAAUGUUCUUAAUCUGGUAAACCUUGUGUUGGGCAAUGGCAGCUGGUCUGACAGAACUUCAUGAGCUCUUGCCAGACCCGUGCAGUCUUUUCCUCUUCCGAGUCAGAUGAAGUUGAGCUUAAUCAUGUUCACGGCUGAAAGCUCUUAUCCAAUGGGUCUACAGGAUCUGUACUACUAAAGCUGGUGUCAAGAUCAUCAGCAGCAGGAUGAGUCUUUAGAACGCACACUAGUCAGUGAUUAGCCAACAUUUCACUACUUUGUCCCCAUCACUACACACUCGAACAAGGUACUAUAUCCCCCUAUCCCCCUCAUGUUAAUAGAUAAUGUAUAGAUAAGAUAGAUAAUGUUGUUGCCUACUUAUAAACAAACCAACUAUGACAACUAGACACAGACCAUGUUUAUCCCAAGCUCCAGUUAAUUAUUUUGCUCAUGGAGUCAUGGAAGGAAAAGGUGACUUACACUUGUACCUGGUGCUGAGCUUGAUGUUGAUGCCGCUGCAUAUGUUGAACGGGAACACAAAGGCUAGUCAUGUUAGCCUCUGCGGUAGUUAGCUUGCUAAUGUAACGUUAGCUUGCAAAGUAACAAAUCACAUCGCCAUAUACAUAGCAGCUGGCUAAUUACAUUGAUUUGCUUUGGGAAAUCUAGCCAGCAUAUUAUGAAAGCUAGCUAGCUAGAAACAAAUGUAGUUCGCUAGCUACUGUAUCUGGGUUAGCUACGCUACCUCUGCUUGACUUCUUUAGUAAGGUAACCAAUGCAAUGUUACCCCAUCAUACUGUUCUUGCUUGUUGUUUGCACAUCCAGGUACUGAGCACCACACCAUGACAGAACUUUACAGUUGUUUUUGUUGAAACUAAAAUAAAUAGUUAUUCUCAAGCUGAUGUUCUAUGACCGAGUGGCUUGUUCAGUGAGUAACAUUAGCUACCUGCUGACACCCAUCCUCAACUGGAUCCACCUCGACAGGGGUGGUAGUACGUUCUGAUAUGAAUUCGCUAUGAAUUCUGGAUAUUGUGGUUUACUUACAACCAGGAAAUGUAGAUGGCCUGUUUCUUCCGGUGAGAUGCAGAAACACUCGCUUUUGCAUGUAGUGAGGAAGUAAAAACAUUUUUAUGACACAUUAUGUUAAUAACAUAUACAUUUUAUUUUAAUAACCUUUAUUUAACUAGGCAAGUCAGUUAAGAACAAAUUCUUAUUUACAAUGACGGCCUACCCCGGGCCAAACCCGGACGACGCUGGGCCAAUUGUGCGUCGCCCUUCGGGACUCCCAAUGGACAUGUACAGUGAAAGAGCAGUGGUAAAAUGUCCCUUUAAUAGAAAGACUGUGCUGCAUUUUCCUGAGCCCUUCUGUAAAAAUACCUUCCUUGUUCAGCCUUCUCAAGGACCAGAUAAGAAAUAGAGAGAGCAGGAGUGGUUUUAGAGCUAGUAUUAGAGGACAGAGGGUGGAGUUCACAUUUGCUUCUCUUAAAAAUAUAUUUUUUAGUAUGUAUUUUAUUGAUACACGUUUAUUGAUACACAUGAUACACUUUCCUUGGCCACCUAUGUACAACCCCACAUUUUAUGGAUCAUGAGUUUUUAUUUUAUUUAGGAUGUCAUCCUAACCUAAGCUGGCCCAACUGUCUCCUACACCUGUUCAGGCUGUGGCUUCUGCUCUCUCUGGUUGUCUUAUUGACUUUUAUUUAUUCAGUGUAGCACAAUUGAGACCAGGGUCUCUUUACCAAUGAUGCCCUGAGUACAAAAUGUUUCUCACAAACAGGAACAAAAAUUAACAUUACAAUAAAAUAAUCACCUGGUUCAUGACUUUAUUCAUUAAUGUGUUUAUCAGCUUCUCCUGUUGCGCAGACGCUUGAUGUGCUAAAUUACGGGCUGGAGGGCUGGGGCUGUGGCUGGUUAGUAGGGCUGGGGCUGUGGCUGGUUAGUAGGGCUGUGGCUGGUUAGUAGGGCUGGGGCUGUGGUUGGUAAGGAGGGCUGUGGUUGGUAAGGAGGGCUGGGGCUGUGGCUGGUUAGU